This is a messenger RNA of Mesitornis unicolor (brown roatelo), 1271 nucleotides long. RefSeq names its product ephrin type-A receptor 5-like. Gene Ontology annotation, biological process: protein phosphorylation; cell surface receptor protein tyrosine kinase signaling pathway; axon guidance. NCBI's taxonomy places the organism in Eukaryota, Metazoa, Chordata, Aves, Mesitornithiformes, Mesitornithidae. Gene Ontology annotation, cellular component: neuron projection; membrane. The record is from RefSeq and is a predicted model, not a curated record. The transcript is spliced from 5 exons. Gene Ontology annotation, molecular function: protein binding; transmembrane-ephrin receptor activity; ATP binding. The annotation marks the transcript as partial.
GUAUGGACUUUACUGUUUCUUCUCCAACCUGGCCAACCCGCAGUGUUUCGUGAAUUUACUGGACUCGCGCACAGUAAUGGGGGAUCUAGGAUGGAUAGCCUACCCAAAAAAUGGGUGGGAAGAAAUCGGUGAGGUGGAUGAGAACUACGCCCCGAUACACACAUACCAGGUAUGCAAGGUAAUGGAACAGAAUCAGAACAACUGGCUUCUGACCAGCUGGAUCUCUAAUGAAGGGGCAUCCCGCAUCUUCAUUGAGCUCAAAUUCACCCUGAGGGACUGUAACAGCCUUCCAGGAGGACUUGGGACUUGCAAAGAGACUUUUAACAUGUAUUACUUUGAAUCAGACGAUGAAGACGGGAGGAACAUCAAAGAAAACCAGUACAUCAAGAUCGAUACCAUCGCUGCCGAUGAGAGCUUCACAGAGUUAGACCUCGGCGACAGAGUGAUGAAGCUGAACACAGAGGUCAGAGAUGUUGGGCCCCUAACGAAAAAGGGAUUUUACCUCGCUUUCCAGGACGUGGGUGCUUGCAUUGCCCUGGUUUCCGUCCGCGUGUACUACAAGAAAUGCCCGUCGGUGAUCCGCAACCUGGCCCGCUUUCCUGACACCAUCACUGGAGCUGAUUCCUCGCAGCUGCUGGAGGUGUCAGGUGUCUGCGUCAACCACUCUGUGACCGAUGAGGCUCCAAAAAUGCACUGCAGCGCUGAGGGGGAAUGGCUGGUGCCCAUCGGGAAGUGCUUGUGCAAGGCAGGGUACGAGGAGAAGAACAACACCUGCCAAGUAUGCAGACCUGGGUUCUUCAAAGCUUCACCCCACAGUCCAUCCUGCAGCAAAUGCCCCCCUCACAGCUACACGCUUGAUGAAGCAUCCACCUCUUGCCUGUGUGAAGAGCACUAUUUUAGGAAGGAAUCAGACCCACCUACCAUGGCCUGUACAAGACCCCCCUCUGCUCCUCGGAGUGCCAUCUCAAAUGUUAACGAGACUAGUGUCUUUCUGGAAUGGAUUCCCCCUGCUGAUACUGGUGGAAGGAAAGAUGUGUCUUAUUAUAUUGCAUGCAAGAAGUGCAACUCCCACUCAGGUCUGUGCCAGGCGUGUGGCGGUCAUGUCAGGUACCUCCCCCAGCAAACCGGCCUGAAAAACACCUCUGUCAUGAUGGUGGAUCUGCUUGCUCAUACAAACUAUACCUUUGAGAUUGAGGCAGUGAAUGGAGUGUCCGACCAGAACCCCGGAGCUCGGCAGUUUGUGUCUGUAAAUGUAACCACAAACCAGGCAG